Messenger RNA from Trichoderma gamsii, 1437 nucleotides. RefSeq lists its product as hypothetical. The coding region runs from base 1 to 1437 and encodes 478 amino acids. The record is from RefSeq and is a predicted model, not a curated record. Gene Ontology annotation, biological process: proteolysis. The transcript has a single exon. Lineage: Eukaryota; Fungi; Ascomycota; Sordariomycetes; Hypocreales; Hypocreaceae. Gene Ontology annotation, molecular function: peptidase activity.
AUGGUCCUCCAGCGAUUCGCCAUCCCCGCGGCCAAGCUGCUUCGCAGUAGGAGCCACAUCGUCCCCGGACAGCUCCUCGUCACCGAGCACUUCUUCCAAGUCCCCCUAGACUACUCCAACCCGUCUUCUGGCUCCAUCACCCUCUUCGGCCGCAGCGCAACCAAGCAUGAGACUCCCAUCUUCCCUCCAGACGAGCUUCCCGCUCCCAAGCCGUGGCUCGUCUUCCUCGAGGGCGGCCCCGGCUUUGGAAACCGAGAGCCUCAAGACCACCCGCUGACCCGGACGGCGGUGUCUCACGGCUACCAGGUGCUUUACCUCGACCAUCGCGGCGUUGGUUUGAGCACACCUGUGUCUACGGCAAUGCUGGCUCGCCUUCCGGGUGGUGAUGGACCCAGCGCCGUCGACGUCCAGGCCAGCUAUCUGAAGCUCAUGCGCCAGGACAACACGGUGCGGGAUUGCGAAUCGAUCCGCAAGCUCCUCACCGACGGCCUGCCUGAGCACAAGGCCCGCUGGUCUAUCUUCGGACAGUCCUACGGCGGCUUCGUCUCCAUCUCGUACCUGUCUCUCCAUCCUGAAGGCCUGCGCGAGGUCUAUCUUACCGGCGGCUUGGCCCCCGUUGGCAAAACCGCUGACCAAGUCUACGAGGCUACUUUCCGGAAAACCAUUGAGCGUAAUGCGCUGUACUACAAGAAGUUCCCAGAGGAUGUUGAGGCGUUGCGCCAGAUAGCUACGUAUAUCGAAAAGGAAGGCGGGCGGCUUCCUCUGCCCGGAGGUGGCUUCUUGACUGUGCCUCGUCUACUGACCCUCGGCAUUGCCCUUGGCUUCCACGGUGGCUUUGAUCAGAUACACGCCAUACUGCUCCACCUCAAGUCUUCUCUCGACCAGCUUGGUUUCCUCACGCGAGCCUCUCUUACUCCCCUCGAGAGCUUCACAUCCUUUGAUACCAACAUCAUCUACGCUGUCCUGCAAGAGGCUCUCUACUGCGAUGGACCCGGUAAUGCUUCUAACUGGGCUGCUCAGCGUGUGGGCCAGUCCCUCGAACAGUUCUCCUGGCUCAGCAAGGACAACGACUCCAUUACCUCAUCCGUGGCUCCCGACCAGCCGAUCCUCUUCUCCGGAGAAAUGGUCUUCCCCUUGCACUUUGAAACUUACCCCGAGCUGAUCCCCCUGCGAGCUGUCGCCGAGAAGAUCGCCAGUACAAAUGACUGGCCGGCGCUGUAUGACAUUGAUCAGCUGCGCAGGAACGAAGUCCCCGUCUAUGCCGCCUCGUUCAUCCACGACAUGUACGUGGACUAUGGCCUUGCCAAGGACACCGCAGAUCUAAUUCCGGGCGUAAAGACGUUUGAGACAAACGUCAUGUACCACAACGCCUUGCGGGCAAAGGCUGAAGAAGUUAUACAACACUUGUUUAGUUUGAGAGAUGACGUGUUGGAUUGA